UCACGUGUACUUAACGCUGCUGUUGACCCGGAAGUACAUGUGGCUUCUCUCAGUUACACGUGUGGAAGCAUCCACCAUGGGGAAGUCCAAGCAAACGGGAAAUCACAAGAGUGACAAGAAGAAGAACAUUGCGAAGACAUGGAAGACCAAACGCAGAACCAAAGAUUUAGACCAGAUCCACUCAGACAUGAAGCCUGAGACAGCAGCCAAACUGCUGCAUCAGGAGGUCGACUACGACGUGACCGGAUGUGCACAACACUACUGCUUACACUGCGCGAGAUAUUUUGUGGACAUGAGAUCCUUGAAGGAGCACUUCAAAACCAAGGUGCACAAAAAACGGCUGAAGCAGCUCAGAGAGGAGCCCUACACUCAGGCAGAGGCAGAGAGAGCAGCAGGGAUGGGCUCCUACAUCCCUCCAAAAACUGUUGAAGUGAAGACACAGCCACUAGAAGAGGACAUGGACUGAGGACUGCUUUAACUCAUGGACUGAUUCACUCAGUAACAGAGGCGUUAUCAAUGUGCUUCUGUUAUUUUAUCUUUGGCACAAAUUCCUGAAGCAUUGCUAAAUGCGUUUUGUGACAAGUAAUGCUUGUUCCUCAGCCAGCUGUGACAUGCAUGUGAUUGUGAAACUUCGAUCACCAGAACUCUGAAGACGUGUCCUUACUCUAUGUGAUGUAAUGCAACAUAUACCGGUGUAAAUACUGACUACAGUUGAACUGUGUGGAAUGAUAAUAAACUAUAAAUUGCAUUA
Molecule: messenger RNA, 751 nt
Organism: Acanthochromis polyacanthus (spiny chromis)
Lineage: Eukaryota; Metazoa; Chordata; Actinopteri; Pomacentridae
Gene: znf593
Product: zinc finger protein 593
Exons: 4
Coding region: 38-466 (142 amino acids)
Molecular function (GO): nucleic acid binding; zinc ion binding
Source: RefSeq, a predicted model, not a curated record